Molecule: messenger RNA, 1771 nt
Organism: Telopea speciosissima
Lineage: Eukaryota; Viridiplantae; Streptophyta; Magnoliopsida; Proteales; Proteaceae
Product: mitogen-activated protein kinase kinase 5-like
Exons: 1
Coding region: 260-1405 (381 amino acids)
Biological process (GO): protein phosphorylation
Cellular component (GO): cytoplasm
Molecular function (GO): ATP binding; protein serine/threonine kinase activity
Source: RefSeq, a predicted model, not a curated record
CACAAUUUUCUUCCUCCUCUCCCUUCCCAGAAAUUUCAUCCCUUCCUCUCUCUCCCUCUCUAUCUAUACCGUCCCAAACCCUCCACCUAUCACAACCCCUAUUUGAAUAGCCACCAGAGAGACAAGCUAUAUAAGUCUCUGCAACUACUUCAACCCAUCAAGAAUACCAAGAAUCCAAAUGGGCUGAGAUUUGAGAGAGAAUGAGAAGAACCACCGACGACAACCACCACAAGAAACCCACUACACCCAAAACCAAGUCAUGAGACCGAUUCAACCCCCACCGCCCACAACCACCACAAAUCGUUCUCGCCGGAGACCAGACCUAACCCUCCCUCUCCCCCAACGCGACCCUUCCUUCGCCGUCCCUCUCCCUCUCCCUCCCGUUGCCACCAGCAUGACCACCACGACUACCAUCACCAACACCUCCACUACCUCCUCCUCCGCCACCUACCCACCACCAGCCCCCUUGAGUUUCAACGAACUCGAACGACUCAACCGCGUCGGAAGCGGCAGCGGUGGAACUGUCUACAGAGUCCGUCACAAACCUACCGGCCGUCUCUACGCCCUCAAAGUCAUCUACGGAAACCAUGAAGACUCUGUUCGCCGCCAGAUCUGCCGCGAGAUCGAGAUCCUUCGCACCGUUGACAACCCUAACGUCGUCAAGUGCCACGGAAUGUUCGAUUACGGCGGUGAAAUCCAAGUCCUCCUCGAAUACAUGGACGGUGGAUCUCUUGAACAAAAACACAUCGCGAAUGAACCAAUCCUCGCCUCUGUGGCUUACCAGAUCCUCUGUGGCCUCGCUUACCUCCACCGGCGCAGGAUCGUUCAUCGAGACAUCAAACCCUCGAAUCUCCUGAUAAACACAAGAAAUCAAGUCAAGAUCGCAGAUUUUGGGGUUGGUCGGAUUCUUGACCAAACCAUGGAUCCAUGUAAUUCAGCGGUUGGGACGAUUGCUUAUAUGAGCCCUGAAAGAAUCAACACAGAUUUAAACCACGGUGUUUAUGAUGGAUACGCCGGAGAUAUUUGGAGUCUUGGGGUCAGCAUCUUGGAGUUCUACUUGGGUAGGUUUCCGUUUAACGUGGGUCGCCAAGGAGAUUGGGCGAGCUUGAUGUGUGCGAUUUGUAUAUCGCAUCCACCGGAGGCACCGGUUACGGCUUCAAGAGAGUUCAGAGAUUUUAUUUCUUGUUGUUUGCAGAGAGAGCCAGGGAGGAGAUGGACUGCUGCGCAAUUGCUGUUUCAUCCGUUUAUUACUCAGAACAAUCAUGGAAUCAACAACAACAAUAACAACAACAACGGCGGUAUUGGUCUUAGCAGCAGCCAGAAUCAGGUUCGUCAGCAUCAACUUCUACCCCCUCUUCAACAUCAACACUCGUCUUCUUCUUCCCCUUCCUCUUCCAAUGGCUGAUUUUUUUAAUCGAAUUUGUAGAAUUUUGUGACAUGGGUUGAAACUGCUUCAAUUUUAGUAGAAAUGGAGGGAUGGGUCAGCUCCAAUUGCAAUUUUUAAUCAAUCAGUUGGCCCAAUUCUUGCUUUUUGUUCCUCAGUCAGUGAUUAGAGAGAUUAGAUGUGGUAUCAAGGUUUUCUUUUCUUCAGUCUUUUUUUUUUUUUUCUUGAAGUCCUCUUGGAUAUUUGGUCAAUUGAGGUGACUGGCUGGAUUCAUACUGAAGCCCGUAAAUCAUGGGGCAACUUGGCUUUGUAAUUUUUAGGCUUCAAUCUUGGUAUCUUUGGUGGAGAAACAUGAAAAGUGAAGGAAAAUUUGUAACUUUUCUUCCA